Messenger RNA from [Candida] anglica, 1395 nucleotides. The record is from the annotation of a GenBank genome assembly. Lineage: Eukaryota; Fungi; Ascomycota; Pichiomycetes; Serinales; Debaryomycetaceae.
AUGGCUAAGAAUAGUAAAAAGGAUAACGUCAGCAUUAACAGUAAGAGUCUGGCGGGCAGUAGACCAAACCCACUUGUCCGAACUCUUUCUGUAGAUUCAAUUCUGUCAUUAUUUAAAAGAAAGUCCAAUAAGAGAAGUCUUGAUGAUACAAUUGAAACCCCAAACGAGUCUGCUAAUGAAGAUGAAGACGAUGAGUCUGCAGAAGAUUAUGUGUUAGCAGGUGAGGACACAAACGGUGCCUCCAAUGGAAAUGAGGAAUCCACCCGUAAACGUAGAAAAGUUAAAACAAAGGCAGAAGAAGAAUUUGAAGCUAAUGAAAAAAAAUUGGAUGAAGAAUUACCUGAAGAUCUCCGUAAAUUCAGACCAAAUGGUUACAAAUUCAACAUUCCUCCAAAGGAUAGACCAAUUAGAAUUUAUGCCGAUGGGGUGUUUGACCUUUUCCAUUUGGGACAUAUGAAACAAUUGGAACAAGCUAAAAAGGCAUUCCCAAGUGUUGAAUUGGUAUGUGGAGUACCUUCUGAUGUGGAAACCCACAAGAGAAAGGGACUUACUGUGUUGACCGAUCAACAAAGAAUAGAAACCUUGAAGCAUUGUAGAUGGGUUGAUGAAGUUAUCCCCAAUGCGCCAUGGUGUGUCACCACAGCUUUCCUUUUGGAACAUAAGAUUGAUUAUGUUGCCCAUGAUGACUUACCUUAUGCUUCCACCGAUUCAGACGAUAUCUAUAAGCCAAUUAAAGAAAUGGGGAUGUUUCUCACCACCCAAAGAACUGAAGGAAUCUCAACCAGUGAUAUCAUUACUAAAAUUAUUAGAGAUUAUGACAAGUAUUUGAUGAGAAAUUUUGCCCGUGGAGCCACUAGAAAGGAACUUAAUGUCAGUUGGUUGAAAAAAAAUGAAUUAGAAUUCAAGAAACAUAUAAAUGAUUUCAGAACUUAUUGGAAGAAAAAUCAAACCAAUAUCAAUAAUGUCUCAAGAGAUUUAUAUUUUGAAGUUAGAGAGUAUAUGAGAGGUAAAAAAUUUGAUAUGGCCUCAUUUUUGGAACAAGCAAGUUUCAAUAGUGAUGUGGAAGAUAAUGCAUCUACUCUUAAUUCUCGUACUUCUUCACCAUUAACCGAUUUUGCUGCUAAAUACAUUGGGAAUGCCAAUAAGGAUCUUAACAGACCAGAAAGGAAAUCACUUUUCUCCAAUGUUAAGGAAUGGAUGAAACGUGAAGAUUCUCAUGAUGAAUACUCCACCAAUGAUGAGGGAGACUCUACCAAUACCACAUUAGUAUCUAGCACCAUUUCCAAAAAACCUAGUCCUAAUGUGGUCACAAGAUCAUCUACUGCAUCAUCAGCAACGUCAAGUCCAAAGAAGGUUAAGAAGAUUGGGAACAAGAGAACCAAGAAGGCAGCAUAA